AUGAAAAAAGGAUACUUGAAAGUAUUAGCUAGUGGUGAUUACGAUAUUAACGAACGGAAUAACCCUAUUGCGAAUACUAAUUAUAAAUAUACUGAUAAAGUGACUCAUUAUGAGGAAAUUAAAUUUUCAAUAUUAACUCAAAAACGGACUUUCGAUCGACUUUCGAUCAUUGUUAUACUAUCAGUUGCUAUUUUUAUACUAAUACAUAACUACUUUGCAUUCGGUGUUUCUCUUCUAGAUGUUUUUAGUCUGAUAUUUAAUAUGGGAAUAAUGACGCCUCUCGGUAGAUUGUCGAUGCGGAUUAUGUUUGUCAUAGCAUCUUUUUUUAUUUUUUCGACAUCUUCGGCUAUUCAAGAUGAAAUAUCGGCUCUUCUAGCAGGACCGUCUCGUUACAGUAUUGAGACUUUGCAAAAUUUGUACGAUCAUCGUUAUCAUGUCUUUUACGAUCAGGAGUUACAUCAGGAUAUCUUAAACCAAAAUAUCUGGGUUACUGAUGACGAUAAAAAAUUCUUGCAUUCUUCUGAUUAUCGUGAACUAAUAUUUCAAUGCACCAAAAAUGUUCGUCAAAAUUCAACAAUCGCUUGUAUUUAUAGAACUUCUUUACAAUUAGCAUUCAUGAAAAAAUUUCCAAACUUGUAUAUGUCUAAAAAUCCAGUUUUUACAAAUUAUUAUGCACCGUGGACCCGGAAGAACUGGGCCUUGAAAAAGAAAUUUGACAAAAUCGGACAAAGCGUAUUUGAUUCCGGGCUUAUGAAUUAUGAUGAUAGAAAGCGGAUUAUUAAUCGAUUAAAGAAAAUAAGAAAGAAAGAAAGAAUUAAAGCCUCUGAACAAAUGGACGAAGUAACCGAAAAUGAUUUAAUCCCUACUUACAAAAUUUUUGGGGUUAGUUUGAUCAUAGCGUUAUUAAUUUUUUGUGUCAAAAUAAUGAUAGAAAAACUAUCCACUCAUCCUAAAGCCGAUCAUAAGCAAACGGUGUCAAGAGUUGAACCAAAAAUUGUACGCUCUAAACGUCGAAAGACUUUAAAAAAACACAAACGAAAUCGUAAUCGAAGAUCUUGGUUACCGUGA
Messenger RNA from Cotesia congregata, 1068 nucleotides. NCBI's taxonomy places the organism in Eukaryota, Metazoa, Arthropoda, Insecta, Hymenoptera, Braconidae. The record is from the annotation of a GenBank genome assembly.